AUGUAUUGUAUCAGAAAAUGCGGUGAAGACUUUUCACUGGAAAAGGAACAGAAAAAAAUCAACCAAAGAAUCAAUGAGACCAUCAAAAGGGAUAAGCGAGAGGCCAGGCGUGAAAUUAAACUACUAUUACUGGGAACGGGAGAGUCGGGUAAAAGUACUUUUGUUAAACAAAUGCGAAUCAUUCAUAAUAGCGAUUAUAAUGAAUGCGAACGAAAAAGUUAUAUUCAAUACGUGUAUCACAACAUUGUUAUCGCUAUUCAAACCAUUAUUAAAGCAAUGAAUACAUUGAAUAUAAAAUAUGAAUACAAUUACAACAUAACAAACUCGGAAUUUAUUGAUAAUAUUUAUGUCGACUAUAAUGCACAGCACAGGGUUGUAAUGACCGACCAAUUGGUGACAGCCAUUAAGGAACUGUGGUUCGACUCGGGUAUCCAAAAGUGUUUUGUCCGACGAAAUGAGUACCAAUUAAGUGAUUCGGCUAAAUAUUACUUCGACUCUAUUGACCGACUUUCCACACCGGACUACAUUCCCACCCGUGAGGACAUACUACGUGUCCGUAUACCGACCACCGGAAUCAAUGAAUACAUGUUUGAGAUCAGUAGCAUAAGGUUUCGGGUGGUCGACGUGGGUGGACAACGAUCGGAGCGCCGCAAAUGGAUCCACUGUUUCGAAAGCGUCACAUCAAUCAUAUUCUUGGCGGCACUCAAUGAGUACGACCAGACACUGUACGAGUGUCAGCAAAACUGUGUCCAAAAUCGUAUGGAAGAAUCGCAGGCACUCUUCCAUACCAUCAUAUCUUGCGAAUGGUUUGCCGAGUCGUCGAUCAUACUGUUCCUCAAUAAGAAAGACUUGUUCGAAGAGAAGAUCCAGAGUUCGCAUCUCAUCGACUACUUUCCCGAAUACGACGGACCGAUCAGAAAUGCACGCAAAGCGCGUGAGUUCGUACUCAAGAUGUAUGUGUCUCUCAACACCGAUAAAGACAUAUUCAGUCACUACACGUGCGUUACGGACACAGAAAAUAUGCGAUUUAUCAUUGAGUCAGUCAAACACGCGAUACUUAAUCGACAUAUCAUUGACUUCAAUAUGGCUUAA
Molecule: messenger RNA, 1092 nt
Organism: Oppia nitens
Lineage: Eukaryota; Metazoa; Arthropoda; Arachnida; Sarcoptiformes; Oppiidae
Product: guanine nucleotide-binding protein subunit alpha-11-like
Exons: 1
Coding region: 1-1092 (363 amino acids)
Biological process (GO): adenylate cyclase-modulating G protein-coupled receptor signaling pathway
Cellular component (GO): heterotrimeric G-protein complex
Molecular function (GO): GTPase activity; guanyl nucleotide binding; G-protein beta/gamma-subunit complex binding
Source: RefSeq, a predicted model, not a curated record